Molecule: messenger RNA, 3088 nt
Organism: Caenorhabditis auriculariae
Lineage: Eukaryota; Metazoa; Nematoda; Chromadorea; Rhabditida; Rhabditidae
Source: the annotation of a GenBank genome assembly
AUGGACGAUUCCGAAAACCGAGAGCAGGAAAUCGAACUUCUUUCCGCAGUUUACCCGGACAUUUUAAAAAAUAGAAAGUCCGAAACGGCUCAUUUUCUUUUUUUCGAUCAAUCGAUCCGCCUCACCGUCGAUUUACCCAAUGAUUACCCUUCCAGGUUAUUUUAUAAUUAAAAAAAUUAUCAGAAAUAUUAUUUUAAGUGCUCCACCGAGAUACGAGCUCAGCGGGCCAUCCUUAACGCGAAAUGAACGGAUACACUUGGAAAAUUCUUUAAACGAGGAAUUUUUGAAAAAUCUCGGCAUGCCAGUCUUGUACAACUGGGUCAACAUGCUUUUGGAAUUUGUGACGGUUUAAUUUUUUUUUAAAUUUUUGUUGAAAAAUAUUUUUAGGAAAGAGAAGGAGGUUCAAAUGAGAAUCAAGACGAUUCGAUGGAUUCCAGGGAUAGUCAAGAUUCAUUGGAUGAGGAAGAAGUUGGUUUUUGACAAGAAAAAUGAACAAAAUUCUAAUUUUGAGCCAAAAAAUUGCUCAAUCUGAUUUUUGUGAAUAUUAAACUAAUUUAGGGAAAAUUUGGCUUGAAAAAUUUGAAAAAUUCAAGCAAUCAAUUGUAUUUUAGCCCAAAAAACUUGAAAAAAGCCUCAAAAUUUUGAUUUUUCCUUUUUGAUCGUAUUGGACCUAAAGAACGAUAGAGUGGUCCCUAUAGGGAUCCUUGAAGGUUUCUCUAGGGGUCAUUAUAGCGAUAAAUUGGCGUCUUUUCAAUGAAAAAAAUGAUAUUAGGGGAUCAAUCAAUAAAAAAAAUUUUUGAAGUACCCUAUAGGGACCCCUUGAGCUUUAGGGGCUAAGAGAUCAGACGUUCGAACCCCUGGGGGAUCCACCUUAAUUUUACCCCUUUAGGGAUCACUUUUUCAAUCUCUAAAGGCUCUGUUUCCCCCAAUCCCUAAAGAGACCACUUUGAUUUUUUUUUCUUUCCAGAAAGUCAAUACUUUUGAAUGAAGCUUAAAACACAAGAUUUUAUAAAAAAAGGAUAAUUUUCAGAUCCCCCAACUAGACAUCAAACACGGCGAGGUGUUUACGGACCGGAAAAGCAAUUUUCAAGCUCAUCUUUCCGUUGUCAAGAGCAAAAAAGACGUCUGUUUCGAAAUCGAUUUAGCUUCGAAAAACCAAUUUUGAGGUCGAAAACAUGCUGAGAACCUUGAAAAGCAACACGAAAAUCAUGCGAGCCACGCAUAAUAUCUACGCGUAUCGGUAUACCGAAAUCAAGGACGGACGAAAUUUUCCGUGGGUUUCAUUUUUAAAGGCGCAUGGGGGUGAUUUUAAAAGAGUCUUGAAGCGAAGAGCCGUUUUUUGGGCUAUUUUUGAUUUUUCAGCUCCAUUUUUUUGAAUAAAUAAGUUUUUCAAGGGUCCACGACUGCGAGGAUGACGGCGAAACCGGCGCCAGUUCAAAAAUGUUGGAUCUCAUGGAUCGAAUGAGCGCUGAUAACGUUAUUGUAAGUUUUUACAGUUAAAACAGGUCACUUAGAGAGGCCAGAGUGGUUCCUAUAGGGGCCACUUCAACUCCCCCUAUAGGAGGCACUAAAACUUGCCAGAGUGGCCUCUCUAAGGGAGCACUUUAGUGGUCUCAAUACGUCUUUAACUGUAUAAUCAGAAAAAAUUGAAAGACCCCUAUAGGGACCACUUGAGCAUUAGAAGAAAGACCUUAAACUCCUAUAGGGACCACCUUAAUUUUAGCCCUCUAGGGGUCUUUUUUUCAAACCUGACCCCUCUAGGAACCACUCUGGCAUAUCCUAUUGAAGCCUUGUUAUAAAAUUAAAGUAAUCCAAAUCUUUUAAGGUUAAAAUCCUUAAGGUAUCCUUUAAAAAUCAGCUUAUUUCUGCACAUUUUUUUGGCUUUUUCAAAAAUUCAUAGAUCCUUUCGAAAUUUCUCGUUUUAUUAAGGGGAAAAAGCUUAAAAUUUUGAGUAAUUUUUGAAAAUUGAGGCUCUCUAAAGCUUAAAAAGUUGAAAUGCUUAAGGUAUCCCUUGAAAAAUUGCUCAUUUCUGCACAUUUUUCCAAUUUUUCUUCAAAUUUUUGCAUCAACACUUUGAAAUCGCUCCUUUUAUACAGAAAAAAAGAUCACAAUUUGAAUAAUUUUUUUCAAAAAUUGAGGUACUGCUCAAAAAUAGUCAUAAAAUAUUUUUUUCAAAGAUUUUUUUCACUUGUUCACUACAAUCUUUCUUUUUUUCUAAAAAUUCUACUGAUUAUUUCGAUAUUUUUUUCAUUUUAUAAAGGGUAAAAGCUCAAAAUUUGGAGUAUUUUUUUGAAAAAUUAAGGUACUCGAAGCUUAAAAAAGUUAAAAAAAUCUUGAGGUAUUUCUCAAAAAAAUCUAUCAUUUCUGCACAUUAUUCACAUCUUUUUUUACGGUUUCACUGAUCUUUUUGAAAUUUAUCUUUUUAUAAAGGGAAAAAGUUCAAAAUUCGGAGAAUUUUUUGAAAAUGAACGUUCUCUAAAGCUUAAAAAGUUGAAAUGCUUAAGGUAUCCCUUAAAAAUCCUCUUAUUUCUGCACAUUUUCUUGGUUUUUUCAAAAAUUCAUAGAUCCUUUCGAAAUUUCUCGUUUAUAAAGGGAAAAAGCUCAAAAUUCGGAGAAUUUUUUGAAAAUUAAGAUGCUCCAAAGCUUAAAAAGUAGAAAAUCUGAGAAUUAAGACACUCCGAAGCUCAAAAAGUUAAAAAAACCCUUGAGGUAUCCCUUGAAAAAAACGCUUUUUUUGCACAUUAUUCACACUUUUUUUUGAAAUUCCACUGAUCCAAAAGAAAAAAGUUCAAAAUUUGAAUCAUUUUUUGAAAAGUUACGGUUCUUCAAAGCUUGAAAAGUUAAAAACCCUUAGGGGUAUCCCUUAAAAAUUCGCCUUUUUGCUCAUUUUUUUAAAAAAGGUUCGCUAAUCCCUCCGAAAUUCAUCGACAUCAUCUUCAAUUUUUACAUUCUUUUUCAAAAUGACGAAUUUUUUCAGGUGGUUGUGACACGAUGGUACGGCGGGAUUCACCUGGGGCCUGACCGAUUUCGACACAUUAAUAAUUUGACUCGGGAAAUUCUUGUUGCAAAUGGCUACGGCAAAAAAUAG